AUGUGGUCGAGGAAGACGAGCUGCUGCCGGAAGUACGUGGUCCUGUGCGUGUCCUGCGGGGUGGCCUCUGUGAUCCUGGCCGGGCUCUACGUCGCGGUGCACCUGGUGCUCCGGGCGCACACCCAUUCCCUGCACUACUUCGAGACCGUCCCUUCCUACGUCCCCGCUGCCGUGGUGCGUCCCCCUGCGUCCCUUUGCGUCCGGUGA
Messenger RNA from Darwinula stevensoni, 207 nucleotides. The record is from the annotation of a GenBank genome assembly. NCBI's taxonomy places the organism in Eukaryota, Metazoa, Arthropoda, Ostracoda, Podocopida, Darwinulidae.